ACCAAUAGGGAUCGACUUUGGUGCGUGAUUCGCUUGCCUCCUGAAUCAUGGCAGACGAUGAUGAGACAGCAACAAAAGAAGCUGAAGAGCACGAUGUAUGCGGCAGCGAUUGUGAGAAUGAAGAGGACGAUGCACAUAGUAAAGAAAAGAUCCCAGGGGAUGAGCUGGGAGCAAAGAAGAAGAAAAGGAAGCCAAAGCGGAAGAAGGAUAAAGGUGGGAAGCUAGACUCGGACGAUCAUUCAAAGGCUAACUCGUUGCCAGCCGAGAAGCUCCAAGAGAUCCAGAAGGCCAUUGAACUGUUUUCUGUUGGUCAAGGUCCAGCAAAGAGUAUGGAGGAGGCAACCAAACGCAGUUACCAGUUCUGGGAUACCCAGCCAGUGCCAAAGCUUGGUGAAGUAGUGACUGUGCAUGGCCCUAUUGAGCCAGACAAGGCUAAUAUUCGACAAGAGCCCUACAGUCUACCACAAGGGUUUCUGUGGGAUGCCCUGGAUCUUGGGAAUGCUGAAGUGCUGAAAGAGUUGUACACCUUGCUGAAUGAGAACUAUGUGGAGGAUGAUGACAACAUGUUUAGGUUUGAUUACUCGCCUGAAUUCUUAUUGUGGGCUCUGCGUCCUCCUGGUUGGUUGCUCCAGUGGCACUGUGGAGUACGUGUUGUCUCCAACAAAAAAUUAGUGGGCUUCAUCAGUGCCAUUCCAGCUAAUAUUCAGAUUUAUGACCACCAAAAGAAGAUGGUGGAAAUUAACUUCCUGUGUGUGCAUAAAAAGCUACGAGCUAAACGGGUGGCUCCAGUCUUGAUCCGGGAGAUCACUAGGAGAGUCAACCUUGAAGGCAGCUAUCAGGCUGUGUACACUGCAGGUGUGGUGUUGCCUAAACCCGUAGGCACUUGCAGGUACUGGCAUAGGUCACUGAACCCACGCAAACUAGUUGAGGUGAAAUUCUCCCAUCUGAGCAGAAACAUGACUAUGCAACGAACAAUGAAACUAUAUAGACUACCAGAGACACCAAAAACACCUGGUCUGAGGCCGAUGGUACGCAAGGAUGUGAAAAGUGUGUGCAGACUGUUGAGAGAAUAUUUGAAGCAAUUCUAUCUGACUCCAAUAAUGAAUGAAGAGGAGGUCGCUCACUGGUUCUUGCCUCAGGAAAAUAUUAUAGAAACUUAUGUGGUUGAGAACCCUGAAGGAGAAUUGACAGACUUCAUCAGUUUUUACACUCUUCCUUCCACCAUCAUGCACCAUCCUGUUCACAAGAGCCUGAAAGCUGCUUACUCUUUUUAUAAUGUCCAUACCAAGACUCCUCUUGUUGACCUCAUGAACGAUGGCCUCAUCCUUGCAAAGUCGAAAGGUUUUGAUGUUUUCAAUGCACUGGAUCUAAUGGAAAAUAAGACCUUUCUAGAAAAGCUGAAAUUUGGAAUUGGAGACGGCAACUUGCAGUAUUAUCUGUACAAUUGGAAGUGCCCCAGCAUGGCUCCUGAAAAGGUUGGGCUCGUGCUGCAGUAAAGUUGCUAAGAAUGGAGCUGGGAUGAGCCACCAAUCAGCCAUAUCAGAAAUGCAUUCUGGCCUGACACUGCUGAACCUGGAAGCUCAUGAGAAAUGGGAAGGAAUGAAGCCCAUGGCAUUCAAAGAGUUUACAGAUUAUAGUGUCCUACAUACUCAUUACUCUGCCCAACUCUGUCAAAACCAUAUAUGCAUUAAACAUGAUUUUAAUAAAUGGAUUAGAACCAGUCAAAUUGGAAAAGGCAAUGUCAAGCGUGUCCAAAGAUUGAAGCAGUGUUUUAUAUCUCUGAGCUUUGACCAAGAUUUCCCUCACCCAAAAAUGCCACAUUGACAAAAGCAGGUCUAACUUCUUAAUAUUGUUAGCCGGGUAAUUAUCAGUGGAUGAUUGUCUUUUCACGGAGCCUUUGGAUGAUCUCAUUUAUGGAGCAUGCUUUGAACAGCCUUGAGCAGCAGUUCCAGUGCAAAGGUUCUGCUGGGAUACAAAUGGGGGUUUUCCAGAUUUUAAGAGCUUUGGGGUUCUCUGAAACUGCAUAUUACCAAAACGUAUUGCCUUCACACACCUUUAUUAUAUGUUUGAGAGAGGCUACCAAGUUAAACAUGGGAAGAGUAAUUUGCAGUGUUGAAAGGGGGUUGAACCUUGUAUUAGGCUUUGGACUUAAAUGCAAACACACAACAGUGAAAACUAUUGUUUAGCUUAGGAAAUAAAGUGUUUCCAACAUCUAGAAGACAGCAAUGCAGUUAAGAAUGGGGUAUUCUUUCCAAGGUGUAAUACUGUAUUUUUCCCUCCUCAUUCUGCUGUCUUUCUCUUUCUGCACAUUCUUAACUUAGUAUAUAUUCUUCUUUCCUGACUUUGAAGUUUUGAAGUGAAAGAUCUAAAUUGAUAAGCUGUGUAAAGUACCCUGUAAAAUUGAAAAGGCUAUCUGUCCUAUCUCUGUGUUGUAGAGAACUUGUUUUUGAAAUAUGAAUCUGGUUCACAAUUGACAGUUUGAUCAUUAGAACUUGGCCAAUGAAUGAGAAGUACAGGCAUCUUAUGGUACCAUUUGUUUCUAAAGUGCAUUCUUUUAAUGUAUUCCAAAGAUCUAAAUUAUCUUGGCCCUUUCAACUACUUGAAGUAGCUCCAUUUUUGGAUAAUUUUCUAUUUUAAUUUGAUUGUAAAUCAUGUUCUGUGUUCUUUGCUGUAACUUAUUUUCAAUGGCUACGAUGUUCUACAAGGUUUGGCGGCUGUAUUUAACGUAAGACGUAGUCAACAUUUGUCCUCUUCCAAAAGGAGAUCAGUUUUAUGCAACUCACUGAACAUCCCUAAUUAUAAAGGAUUUAACACUGUCUACAAAACCCCAGCAUCUUUUUCAGCCUUCUGAACUGAAUUAUCAGCAUGGUUGAGUCACAAAUUAUCUGAACAUGGGACCUUUUCAAGUAGCCUGAUAAGUUGCAGGUAACUGGCAUAUACUGCAUGCAGUUGUGAGUAUCCAUGGUACCAGUGUGUAGAGGAGACCAAGAAAAUAUCCAAAAAUUGCUACGAAAUUUCAAGUUGCUACUAAACUAGAAAAUUGAAUUCCAUUUUAAAAUCUGGAAAUCUAGUAUCAGAUUGUUGUAUAAGCCCAAUUAAUUCACUGAGCUAUGUUGCAAGAGAAACCUUCCAUUGUUAUUGUUCAGUUGUUGUGUACUGCUCAAGUCUCAUAAUUGGAUGCAAUUAUUUAUGGGAAUCUAUUACAAUGUGGCAGAUUCUAGACUGCCCUUCACCAGUCCUGUUUGGUUCCACCCCACAUUAGAAAUUCACAAUACAUGUUGCCUAUGCCAGUGGUACCCAUCUUAUGAAUAAUUGAUGAAAGCAAAAUUAGCAGUUGAUUCCUUUUUCAGUCAUUGACUUAUUGUGAUCUUUCUUUCCAGUUUACUAAGCCCCUUAGUUCAUUCUGUUUGAUGUCUUCCUGAUAAAACUGCAGUCCUUGAAGUUCCCAUUGCUUUCCCAUGUCAUUUGUGUCUUUCAUGUUAUGUAUUGUUCACAUGCCUUUUAAAUCUGGAUGAGUAAAUUGCUUUCAAAUAUAAUUUGGGUUGCAGGCUGCCAAAGGGUCCAACCAUACAGCAGCAAAUGUUGUUGAAUACAUUUUUAACCCUGAUGGCUAAGCUUUUAAUGUCCUGUACUAUUUAAAUUUAUUUCUUGGUGUUCUUCCCUUCUUUAUUCCAAGAUAAUAUCACUUUUUUUUUAUUUGAGAAGGAGAAGAAAGCACACAUGGUGCUCACUGUCAUAAUGCCAAAGCUAGAUUUGGGUAAAUUGAAAUUAUUCCAAAAUAUGUCUAGGGCUCCAUUAAUGCAGUGUUCUUGUGCAGAUCUAUGUUGGAAACAACCAGAACUGUAACCCCCAUCUAGCACUUAGCUCAUGGUGUCAUGACCUUCAUGCUGGACCAAUAGUCACAGAAAUGUUUGGCUCAUGUUGAUAGAUAAGGAGAAGGAUUUUACACGGGGUGGCUGAUUAAUAUGUUCACUUCAGAUAUGCUGCAGCUCUGUUAAGAUUGCAUUGAUGCUACAGCAAAGAGAGUGCUAGUUUGUGGUUCAAUUGCCACUCAAGGGCUUGUGCCUCAAGGCUGACACUCUAGCGCUGCACUGUUUGAAGGUCUUUUCAGCAGAAGUGAAAAAGCAAACUUUAUUCCAUUGCAUUGUUUUAAAGGGUCUGGAAAAGGGAUCACCUGUGUUGUGGCUAGUAUUUAACUUUCAUUGUUACCUGGAAAUCUUUGGAACCUGCUGUGGGGAAUUUGAUUACUGUGCUUCCUACAUCUUAAGUUAAUUGUUGUUUGUAAAGUAUUGGGGUGUUCUGAAAGGAUGUGGAAGAUGCUUCAUAAAUGCAAGUCUUUUAAAAAUUCCUUAAA
Mobula hypostoma (lesser devil ray) is the source of this 4354-nucleotide messenger RNA. Its product is annotated as glycylpeptide N-tetradecanoyltransferase 1-like. The record is from RefSeq and is a predicted model, not a curated record. The coding region runs from base 48 to 1496 and encodes 482 amino acids. Gene Ontology annotation, cellular component: cytoplasm. Lineage: Eukaryota; Metazoa; Chordata; Chondrichthyes; Myliobatiformes; Myliobatidae. Gene Ontology annotation, biological process: N-terminal peptidyl-glycine N-myristoylation. The transcript has 12 exons. Gene Ontology annotation, molecular function: glycylpeptide N-tetradecanoyltransferase activity.